CAAGCCUUUCCUCACUUUGCGAUCGAGUUCUCGGCGAUGCACGCUUGAAGAGUCGUUAGCCGGCAAGGUCGCAACUUAUUCUAGCACGCCAAAUCAACGUUCUGUACUGAAAGUCAAUGUCGAUUCGCUCGGCAGAGCGCUGUCUGCGCAUUCUCUUCUGCACUGGCGCCUCGUCCGAAGUUCCACUGGAUGACGGACUUGGCUGUGGAUGAGAGGUAUCAUUCUUCCCGAAUACCGCAGUACCUCUUAUUCGAGCCUACGGUACAUUCUUUCAAGGAUUUGAUUGUUCUUGUGGUCUGCCAUCAGAUGAUGAUGGCAUCCGAAACAACGGCUCUUGUCGAUCACAAGCAGACACUUCGUGUGGCCGGCCCCUACCCGGCCAGCAUCAGGAUUGGCAAGCAUCUGGUCAAUCAACACAUGGUAGGUGACAACACACCAAACUGCUAUUGCAGUUCUGCCGCGGCGGCCGUAGCUUCUAAGCUAUGGCAACUGAGUAUCGUCUCCCCAUACGUUCUCGGUAAUCUGUCGAUUCACAGGCGGAGAACAACCGUUUAUCACGAUUAAGCCGGAGUGUCAUCUAGCACCCUAUGCCGAAAGGCGCAGGGCUGUAUAGUUGAGAUUUGACUUUGUUGGUCGCACAUACAAUUCCAGUCUCCAGCCCGUUAGCUGCGAAUACCAGUGUGAAUGACAAUUCGAAAACCCGCCUUGACGCAUGCUUGUCCCCCCAUUCCCCAAUGACGCCGUGUCUUGGUAGUAGCAGUAGUAGUAGUGAAGAAGCAACCCCUAAAACGCCUGCACCGCAAUAACUGCAGGAUUGCAGCACUCCUUGUGAUGUCGUAUCACGCCAACCACUAGUCCCCGUAAU
Messenger RNA from Colletotrichum destructivum, 865 nucleotides. RefSeq lists its product as uncharacterized. The record is from RefSeq and is a predicted model, not a curated record. Bases 190 to 564 code for a protein of 124 amino acids. The transcript has a single exon. Lineage: Eukaryota; Fungi; Ascomycota; Sordariomycetes; Glomerellales; Glomerellaceae.